Procambarus clarkii (red swamp crayfish) is the source of this 2637-nucleotide messenger RNA. Its product is annotated as D-beta-hydroxybutyrate dehydrogenase, mitochondrial. Gene Ontology annotation, cellular component: intracellular membrane-bounded organelle. NCBI's taxonomy places the organism in Eukaryota, Metazoa, Arthropoda, Malacostraca, Decapoda, Cambaridae. The record is from RefSeq and is a predicted model, not a curated record. Gene Ontology annotation, biological process: steroid metabolic process. Gene Ontology annotation, molecular function: oxidoreductase activity.
UUUAGAAGACGGGCUGCUGAGAGGUAUGUUGAAAGCUUCGGGACGUUCCGGACAGCCAAGUGUGAAGCUGAACCAAGGUAACGUGGGGCAGCACCAGAGCGGAACCUACAGAGCGUGAUUGGCAGUUAGUGAAUUCGUGUUUGUGAAUCCCGUGACUAGUAGGAAGUGGCCUAUGAACAUGGUGCAUCCCAACACAACUUGGUCGGCUGCGCCUAGCAUAAUCAACAAGGCAUACUUUACUAGUGCUGGACUGAAGAAGCUUAUCUGUAGGGAAGUCCGUACUAGCGGGCGGAUAGUGGUGAUCACUGGGUGUGACAGUGGGAUUGGCUACCAGCUGGCAAAGUGCGCCAGGUCGUGGGGGUGGACCGUGGUGGCCACUUGCCUGGAUCUGGAGGGAGAGGCCGCGGUCUCACUCCGUCAAGCUGGGGUCCACACCGUCUAUCUUGACUUCACUAAACCAAAUAUGCUAGAUUGUCUCUUGGAUAAGCUACGCCAGCUAAAGGAAGAAAACCAAGUGUUGUGGUGUCUAGUCAACAACGCCGCGAUGAUCACGUAUGCCUUCCUGGAGUGGCAUACGAGCCCCAUGGUGGAUGAUCAGGUCAAAGUUAACCUAACGGGCUCCAUAGAAAUGACUAGAGCCCUUCUACCAGUCAUCAGGGAAAACCAAGGUCGGGUGGUGAUGGUUUCUUCCCCAGCGGGGCAGAUGGCUGGGCCUAAUAUGACAAUCUACUGUGCCACAAAGUGGGGCAUAGAAGGCUUCACCCAGAGUCUACGCUUGGAGUUGGAUCACUCGGGAACCUCUGUUGUCCUCGUUAGACCAUGUAAUCUCCCUAACCGCACUGGAAUAUUGAGCAAAAAUGCUGCGCAGCUGAAGAUGAUGAUUGAAGCUGCGAGUGAAGAGACUAGAAAAGCCUAUGGAGCUGAAAUGAGGGAGACACAGCUGGCGUUCGAGGCAGCCUUUGGCAAUGUUUCCAAAAUACAAGACAUUAAUGACCCGUUCCUCAUAAAAUGUUUCAGGAGAGCCAUGAUGAGCAAGAACCCUGCCCACUGCUACUCUGCCGCACCACUGGUGGUACGCUCGUCCCUGGGGCUCCUCCAGAUGCUCCCUUCUGCAUGGCUCCACUUCCUCCUCAAGCGGGGCGUUUAUAUUAAGAUUUUAAAUCUUGCUAGAAACUACUAGAAUGUAAAUGACAUGCUACAGUGGUUCACAACAUGGAGGGGCGGGGACGGUGAAGGGGAGCCUGGGUUGUCCUUCGUUAUUCUAGGGUUUAAAGGAUGUUUCGGAGUAACUGAAGACAUUAUGGUAGUUUUUUUUUCUUAGUUACUGCCCCCCCCCCCUUUUUCACCCUCCUACCUCUAGGUACAAGGUGGAUGUCCCUAGCAAAAUAUUGACCAACCAAGAAGUAUACAAGAUUUGUCCCUGAAUUAUGUUCAGGGGUAAAGCUGUAUACUAAAGAUAGAGUACAUGUGCAUCCUGAUAGGCAAGUAGGUACAUUCUAAAGUGUACGAGUAAGCUACGAGAGACUUAAAAGAACACCAUGCUAGUAUAGUUAAAUUUGGAGAACCAUGAAUGUUACUUCCUAAGUGAAGAAUUAGAGCCUGGGAGUGCGUGUAGUUCACCUGCAAUAAGCAGGUCUGUACCACAUGCCAGCUAGGUGACAUUUGCCAGUAUGUCAUUCAACGAUGUAGGAAAUUCGCCUAAUGCAUAAAGACUGAUGCUGAUUAGAGGCUGCGACAGUAUAGAAUCUAGCUAUCACAAUACUGUUGAUGUGGUAAAUAUCAAUAUUGCUAUGUUUAGUAUGAAGACUAAAUGCACAAUUCUUUUCACUAAGGAAACCUGAACAUAUUUCCUCCAUAACCUUGAUAUCGCUGUUAUGAACUUUUGUUCACAUAUUGGCAUAAUUAGUAAUGUUUAGCGUCUCUUGAGUAUCCUGUGCCUUUGAUGUUACUACAGUCUCCCCAGCUUGGGCAUUAUUUGCUUUUACUCCAUCAUAGUGCCUUAAUUUGUAUUUAUUAAAUAGGUCGAGCAAAAAAGUUGUUUUUCUUAAGUCGGUUAUGUAUCUUUCACAACUGGCGAAAUUGUAAGGAAGACGAGGGAAAUCUGUAAUUGUCUAAUCCUAAUAUGUAUGAAAAGGUGGUGGGGGGGGAGGGGUGGUGCUGUAGUUGACUUGCCAUCUAAUCUAUAAAAUUUGUGUAAUUGCUAGAUAUACCAAUUACGUGAUUAAAGCAAUAACUUAAUCACCCUUUUUGUAAACAAAAUUAAGUCCUUGGUUCGAAGAUGCUACCUAAAACACCUGGAAUGUAAAAGGGGAAAUCUAAAUUAUGAGCUAUGGUAACUUGUAUAUUAAAUUUUAGGCCACUGAAGCUCUUGCCAUUAAAUCUAAAAUAAAGCUGCAAGGUGUAACCCUUAAGAAUGUUGAUAGAAACCACUGUUAAUGCUUAUGAUGUACAUUCAUAAUCAUUGUCAGCUGUACAGUCUUCCACAGUUCGGAGGUUAUUACAUAGUAAGGUACAGAUGUAAUUGAGAUGAAUAACCUUACUAAGGCCUCCCCCCCCCCAGUGUAACAAGUUCCGGCUAUAUACUAUGGACAUAUACUUAUUUACCUGAAAUGCAACUUAAUAUAUUAUACUGCUACA